Lactuca saligna is the source of this 3429-nucleotide messenger RNA. Lineage: Eukaryota; Viridiplantae; Streptophyta; Magnoliopsida; Asterales; Asteraceae. The record is from the annotation of a GenBank genome assembly.
AUGGCAUCUUCAUCAUCUUCUCCUUCUGCUCCGGCCUUUUCUUCUCAAUUGUGGAAGUACCAUGUUUUUCUUAGCUUUAGAGGAGAAGAUACUCGCAAGAAUUUUGUGGAUCAUCUCUACUCAGCUCUUGAACAACAAGGGAUCUACACUUACAAGGAUGACGAAACACUUCCCCGGGGUGAAUCGAUAGGUCCAUCCCUUGUGAAGGCUAUAGAAGAAUCUCAAAUUGCUGUCAUCAUAUUCUCUGAAAACUAUGCAGAUUCAUCAUGGUGCUUAGAUGAACUUUUAUGUAUUAUGAAUUGCAAAGAUAAGAAAGGUCAAGUCGUUAUGCCCAUAUUUUAUGACGUGGAUCCCUCUGAUGUGCGAAAACAAAAACGAAAAUAUGGAGAAGCAUUUUCAAAACAUGAGUUGGAGAACAAUAACAAAGUUAAAUCUUGGACACAAACAUUUGUGGAUAACCCUUGGGGAUGGCUCUUUGCACCACGAGAACAAAAACAGAAACACAGAGAAUCAUGUUCCAAACAGGAGUUGGAGAACAAGAAGAAAGUUGAAUCUUGGAGAAAAGCACUUGUGGAUGCAAGUAACAUUUCUGGAUGGGAACCCAAACACAUUGCUAAUGGGCAUGAAGCGAAGGUUAUCAACGAAAUUGUUGACACAAUUUCACAGAGGUUGCAGCUAGUAACUUCAAGUGCAAAUGAGAACCUGAUCGGACUAGCAAUUCGCAUGCAACAUUUUAAAUCAGAUUUACAAAUUGGAUCGGGAGGUGUGCGUAUGAUUGGAAUAUGGGGGGUUGGGGGUGGUGGUAAGACUACACUUGCAUCUUCUAUUUAUGAUGAAAUUUCUAGCAAGUUUGAUGGUUGCUGUUUUGUAAAAAAUAUCCGGGAUGAAUCAAGCAAGAAUGGUUUGGAAAAACUGCAAGAAAUAAUCCUUUCUAGUGUAUUGAAGAAAAAACAAGUGAAUGUAAUAUGGAGAGUUGAGGAGGGAAGACAGGUGAUAAUGGAUAGGUUAUGCCAUAGAAAGGUGUUGAUUGUUCUUGAUGAUGUCGAUCAGCUUGACCAACUAAAAGCAUUAGCUGGAUCACAUAAUUGGUUCGGUGAAGGAAGCCGAAUAAUAAUCACAACUAGAGAUGAACAUUUAUUAAAUGCACACAAAGUAAAUGUGAUGCACAAUAUUAGUUUAUUAAACGAUGAUGAAGCUAUUAAGCUCUUGCGCAAACAUGCAUGCCUGGACUACAGACCCAUGGAAGGUAUUGAAGAUUAUGAGCAGCUUUCAAAAGAGGUGGUGUCUUAUGCUGGUGGGCUUCCAUUAGCACUUACAGUUCUUGGUUCUUUUCUGUGUGACAAAAACAUUAAUGAGUGGAGGAGUGCAUUAGCCAGACUGAAAGAGAUCCCAAAUGAUAAUAUCAUUGAAACACUAAAAAUCAGCUUUGAUGGACUUACAAGGGCUGACAAACACUUGUUCCUAGACAUCGCAUGCUUUUUUAGGUCGGUGAAGAAAGAUACAGCAAUGGAGAUGCUCAAUGCUUGUGGUUUUCAUUCUGUUAUAGGAGUGAAGGUGUUGAUACAAAAAGCUCUCAUAACUAUUUCAGAAGAUGGAGAGUUUGAUAUGCAUGAUCUGGUGCAAGAAAUGGGACACCACAUUGUUAGAGGGAAACACCCUAAGAAUCCUGAAAAACAUAGCAGACUUUGGAGGAAGGAAGAUCUUCUAAAAAUAUGUGCUAUGGAUGCAACAAUGGAACUUGACAAGGUUGAAGCAAUAAAAGUUGAGAGUGAUAGAUUGCUAGAAGGACAAGUUCUUCCUCCAAUUUCUGCUAACAUGAAGAACCUUCGGUAUUUGUUCUGGAUAGGUGAUCCUGCAAAUCCAUUGCUUAAUAACUUCCCACCAAGGGAGCUUUGUUGUCUAAUAUUGGUUGGUGGCUUGCAAAAACAACUUUGGGAGGGCUGUAAGUAUCUACCAGCUUUGAGAAUCAUAGAACUUUAUUGUUUGGACCACUUAAUCAUAACACCAGAUUUUGAUGGACUGCCAAAUCUUGAAAAAUUGACGCUUGAAAGCUGCAUGCAUUUAGAAGAGAUUAAUCCAUCAAUUGGGCACUUGGAAAGCCUUGUUUUACUAUCUAUUGAACGUUGUGAAAGUUUUAAGAUAUUUCCACCCAUCACCCGGCUAAAGAAUCUCAAGACCCUUAUUUUCACACAGUGCUACAAACUUUUUAAACCCUCAGAGAUCCAACAACAAAACAUGGAAAAUUUACCACAUUUUCAUUUGGAUAAAGAAUUCUGUUUAGAGGAGCCUUGUUUACCUCCCAACAACAUCAACCACCACAUAGGGUCUCUGCUUUUUCACAACCUGCAAAAAGUCGGCUUCUUAAGAAAGUUGGAUCUCAGCCAGUGCAAUUUGGAAGAUGAAGACAUAGGUUCUACUGUUUGUGAGUUACCCAACUUGCAAGAACUCAAUCUUUCACGAAACAAGUUUUCGCGAUUAAGUUUUAGUCGCUUCCGGCUUCCUCGGCUCAAAUGGCUCAAUGUGAGAAACUGCUAUGACCUUGUAGAAUUGACAGAGCUUCCAUCAAGUAUAGCUGCUGUUAUGGCAGAUUAUUGCGACUCACUUGAAACCUUGGGUGAUAUUUCAAACUGUAAAUGGUUGUGGAAAGUCUCACUUUGGAUAGGGACCAAACUUUGUGGUGACAUAUUACUAGGCUCCAUGCUCCAGGGAAAUGCUAUUAAAGAUCACUUUAUCAGUGUCCAUCUUCCGCAUAAGAUUUCAAAGGCGUUUGUAAGUAGACUCUUGGGGUGUAACACAUGUGCAGUGCAUCUUCUACAUGAUAGGGGGAGCACAUUUACGCUGUGUCUUCCACAUGAUUGGUACAAUGAUUUUUGUGGGUUCUUAAUGUGUGUUGUUACCCGCUAUGGACUUAAGAAGAUUAAUAUAAUCAUCAAACCAGAGCGAGAUGAUCAAGAUCCUCCAUUUGAGGUCUCGCAGGAAUCUAACGGAGGAGCACUGGAGCAUGACACAUCAUUCAUAGGAUAUGUUUCCUUUAGUUCAUUAAAGCGAACUACUUUGCUGAAUCCAUCGUACAAUAUCCUUUCAUUUUCCACAACCACCAAGUAUUUGAGUUCAUUUACAGCUAAGCUCAUUCCUAGGAAAAGUAAACUUGACUCGAUGGAAACAACAAAAAUCGCAAUAGAUUGCUCUGAAUUUUGGGAUGAGGAAGAAGAUCAUAGUCCGACAUUUACCAUUAAACAAGAUUCAGAGUCUUCAACAAGUUCUGGUAUCAAGAUGACAAAGUCUAACACAAAAGAAAGCGUUGAUUCAGAGGCAGAUGUCGCCAAGAGACGUGAGGAGGCCGAACUCCUCAGUAAGGAGAACGCACAACAAUUUGGGGAGAUCUUGCAGACCAUCUCCGGCUGGAAGCGAACAAAGAUGAUGACCUAG